Molecule: messenger RNA, 1097 nt
Organism: Mastomys coucha (southern multimammate mouse)
Lineage: Eukaryota; Metazoa; Chordata; Mammalia; Rodentia; Muridae
Gene: Rwdd3
Product: RWD domain containing 3
Exons: 5
Coding region: 50-853 (267 amino acids)
Biological process (GO): positive regulation of protein sumoylation; positive regulation of hypoxia-inducible factor-1alpha signaling pathway
Molecular function (GO): protein binding
Source: RefSeq, a predicted model, not a curated record
GCUGCGCGAGGCAGCGGAAGUGGCUUCGGGUUCUUCUGUUCGCUAGGAUAUGGCAGAGGAAGUGCGGGAGGAGCUCUCGGCGCUGGCCGCGAUCUUCUGCGGGCCCCACGAGUGGGAGAUGUUGAGCUGUUCAGAGACAGAUGGGGCCGUGUUUAGAAUUCACACAACAGCUGAAGGACUUGUGGGUGAGGAUGUGCCCUUAGAGUUGGCGUUCCAUUUACCAGCCGGUUACCCUUUGUGUCUCCCCGGCAUCUCGGUUACCUCGGAACAUCUGACCAGGGCCCAGUGUGGUGCUGUGAAGGAGAAGUUACUUGGAGAAGCCGGGAAGCUUUUGUCAGAACCGAUGGUUCACGAACUGGUUCUUUGGAUUCAGCAGAAUCUCAGACGCGUCCUCAGCCAGCCAGAGACCACGAGCAGCGAUGAGAAGUGUACUUUGCCGGAAAGCACGACUGUGGACGAUGGACUAUGGAUGACUCUUUUGCGUUUAGAUCACAUGAGAGCGAGGACUAAAUACGUUAAGGCUGUGGAGAAGUGGGCUUCAGAGUUAAGGCUGAUGGGAAGACUGAUGUUCAUGGGUAAAUUAAUACUGAUCUUACUACAAGGAGACAGAAGCAACAUCAAGGAGUACCUGAUCCUUCAGAAAACCUCCAAAGUAGAUGUGGACUCAAGUGGAAAGAAAUGCAAAGAGAAAAUGAUUAGUGUACUGUCUGAAACAAAAGUACAAACGGAACACAAAAGGUUUCUGGCAUUUGAAGUCAAAGAGUAUUCAACACUGGAGGAGUUACAAAAGGAAUUCGAAGCUGCAGGACUUCAGGAGCUCUUCUCAGAGUGUGUACUGGGGCUGGUAAAAUGAGGUGAAUGACAAGGAACCCUUGGAAGAAAAGCGAGUCCUGUUUUAUGGAAUAUUAAACAUGAAAAGAUCCCAUAUAUUCUAACGUUUGCCAGAAAAGACUAGGUUCAAUAGACGGGAUUGUCUGAAGAAGAAAUAAAAAAAACCCACGACGGUAAAGGAGCUGUUGUUUUUAUAGAGACAAUUUGUUUAGAAGUCUGCAAUUUUCAGGCUAAUUUUCUUGUAAUUAAAUGAUUUCUUAAAGUAA